Molecule: messenger RNA, 282 nt
Organism: Knipowitschia caucasica
Lineage: Eukaryota; Metazoa; Chordata; Actinopteri; Gobiiformes; Gobiidae
Source: the annotation of a GenBank genome assembly
AUGAGUAAGAUGCUAAAGAUGGCAUCGACUGCAAGUAGACACCAGUGCUUCUGUUUGAGUUACCAUGGAGAUGCCAAUGCCCAAAAGAUCUAUCCAUAUGAAGUUCUGGCCGUGACGCACCGAGUCAAAGUGAAGCUUCCCAGAGACGUGGACCGCACCAGACUCGAGAGACACCUAUCCCCGGAGGACUUCAUGCAGGUCUUCAGCAUGACCCUGGACCAGUUCGACCGCCUGGCCUUGUGGAAGAGGACCGACCUGAAGAAGAAGGCGCGUCUUUUCUGA